AUGGUCACCGCGGCCAUGGCCGCCGCCAUUCCGGCCAACCAGCCCGGUCUUCUACCUCGUUAUGAAGAUGCCGUCAUCCCCGACAAGAUGAAGUACGACCGUCGCGAGGUGGAUACCGUGAUUCCCGACAAGGAGAAGUACGACCGUCGCGAGGUGGAUACCGUGAUUCCCGACAAGGAGAAGUACGACCGUCGCGAGGUGGAUACCGUGAUUUCCGACAAGGAGAAGUACGACCGUCGCGAGGUAGAUACCGUGAUUCCCGACAAGGAGAAGUACGACCGUUGCGAGGUGGAUACCGUGAUUCCUGACAAAAGGAAGUAUGAUUAA
Penicillium coprophilum is the source of this 327-nucleotide messenger RNA. RefSeq lists its product as uncharacterized. The record is from RefSeq and is a predicted model, not a curated record. NCBI's taxonomy places the organism in Eukaryota, Fungi, Ascomycota, Eurotiomycetes, Eurotiales, Aspergillaceae. The transcript has 2 exons. The coding region runs from base 1 to 327 and encodes 108 amino acids.